UGAGUUCACUUGUAGUGAUUGUUUGCCUUGUGGCACUGCUUUAGUGUUUAACUCAAAUGCUGAAAUGCUCGAGCAAAUUAUAGAAAAUAUAAUAAUAAGAAACAGGGCGAUCACAAAAGGAGUAAAUACUGAGUAAAGAAGCCUUGCCUAUAGGAAAUGAAAAAUGUUGUUCUUAAACAUUCACACAGUCCUCAAGGCUUUUGCAACCACAUGUGACAGCACACGCCUUUUCUUCUGAUGCCAGACUGCGCUCGCUUCUGGAACGGUUCAUCAUCAGUACAGGAAUCUCCUCGGAAGAAAAUAGAAACGGCCUUCGUUGCCAUAGCGAAGCUACUGUCUGUGGCUGGCUAGUAAUUUCAUGCUAGUAACUGAGCACACUUGCGAGACAAAUGGGCUUGCUGUAAAAGACGUCUGUACCUAAAUAGUCUUUGCAUCAUGGAAUUAUGAUACCUGUGAACAUCCGUUCGCACCAUUCCUGAAGACGAUUUGAACGCAUCAGCCAAUCGUGUGUGGAACUGGACGAGCCUAAAGGUUAUAAUCCACCCGCUGCGAAUAUAGAAGUGUUAGCCUUUAGCUAGCGUCAACGUUUGCGGUCCUAUCUAAUCAGGUUUCCCUGGAUCACGUCUUCAUAUGCAAUAAUUCUCGGCACCUUGGACAUUUAACUGGUGAAUGUCGCUAUGGAGAUGCCACACUCAAAGUAGAAACGGUGACUUUAAUGUCAUCGUAAACGUCAUUGUCAAAAUGUCCACAUCAGGGGGAUUGUGGAUAUCAGACAAAAUGUGUGUACUUCGCAAAGAGCACACCUCGACUUUCUGACUGAUACAAGAACUUCGUGGAAAUGGCUGAGAGAUAUCCACUGGCAGAGAAGGCUAUGUCGGAGGGCUAUGCCCGUCUCAGGUACAGGGACACAUCGCUGCUGAUUUGGCAACAGCAACAGUUGGAGCUGGAGAAAGCGCCCCCCGCCAACUACCUCAGCCGGAGCCAGAGCUCCUGGUACAGUCGGUACGGGAACCAGGCGGUGGUUGUACGGGACAAAAACAAGUUAGACGGCACGUCUGAAUCUGGACGCUCAAAAAUAUGUCUGAUUAUGUAAGCGUGUUUGUCAUAUGCAGUGUUUAUUGCCAGCGUUGUGGCAGCUAUAAUCUCGUUACAUCCAGACUAGGAGCACUGAGAUGAUUAGUCUGGGAAUUAUUGCUCCAAAUUAGGAGCAAGGCCUUACACAUGUGCAGACUGUAACUAACCUUGCAGUGUUCUUUUUUUACCCUGGAAAUGCCAUACUGAAUUUACAGUUAUUGUGAUAUUUGCUUGAAAGCCAUCAUAAAGGUGAAAGCGACCAGA
This is a messenger RNA of Sardina pilchardus (European sardine), 1338 nucleotides long. RefSeq lists its product as uncharacterized. The transcript has a single exon. NCBI's taxonomy places the organism in Eukaryota, Metazoa, Chordata, Actinopteri, Clupeiformes, Clupeidae. The coding region runs from base 839 to 1093 and encodes 84 amino acids. The record is from RefSeq and is a predicted model, not a curated record.